AUGGUAAGGGAGGCAAAGAAUGAAAAUAGCCGUGGUCGUGGAGGUGGGCGUGGCUAUGGACGAGGACGUGGUGGUGGUGGAGGAUUCAACAGGGACUCGGCCAAUAAUGAAAAUGGUGGCAGGAAUGGGUUCUCCGAUCGAUACCAGCCAACUGAGGAUGGUGAAAAGGAAGCUGAGAAGCGUGGUUAUGGUGCAUCCUAUGGCUCUUUUCGUGGUCCUCGUCGUGGUGGCUUCAGCAAUGGGGAAACAGAGGAAGGGGAACGACCUCGAAGAUUAUAUGAACGCCGAAGUGGAACUGGACGUGGAAAUGAGUACAAGCGUGAUGGGGCUGGCCGUAGGAACUGGGGAGCUCCUGGUGAAGAAAUUUCCCCGGAUGUGGAAGAGCCUGUUGCUGAAAAUGAGAAGAUUAUUGCAUCAGAGCAACAAUUGGGAGAGGAUGGCGAUGUCAACGACAGCAACAAAGAGGAGGCUGUGAAGGAACCAGAAGAGAAGGAACCUGAGGACAAGGAAAUGACUCUCAAAGAGUAUGAGAAGCUCCGUGAAGAGAGUAGGAAACUGUUGGCAAAGACUGAGUUGAGGAAGGCUGAAAUUGAUGAAGAGUUGGAGAACAUGCAGCAGAUUUCCAGCAAGAAAACUAAUGAUGAAAUCUUUGCUAAAUUGGGUGCUGAUAAGGAUAAACGCAAAGAUAAUGCUGACAAGGAGGAGAAAGCUAAGAAGUCUGUGACCAUAACUGAGUUCCUGAAGCCUGCUAAAGGUGAGAGGUACUAUAGCCCCGGUGGACGUGGUAGGGGCCGUGGGCGAGGCUCAAGAGGUGGGCUCAAUAACGGCAACGGUGGCAACGGUAGCAACAGAAUGAAUGUGGCAGCCCCCUCCAUUGAAGAUCCAGGGCAGUUCCCUUCGUUGAGUGCUAAGUGAGGAUUUACGACUCUAAAAUCUAUUUUGUCACUACAUUUUUAAGUUUCUUGAGAUAUCAGAUCGGGAUUUUUGAGUUACAACGACCAACAGGAUUCUGAAACUCCCUCUAAUGCUCUGCUUCUAUGUAGUGUAUAUCUUGGAUGUUAUGUCUCAGUCGUCCUAAGUUAUGCAUCAAUUUUGAUUUUGUUGAAGGAUGUUUAUUAUUAUUAUUAUUAUUAUUUUAGUU
Messenger RNA from Cucurbita pepo subsp. pepo (vegetable marrow), 1141 nucleotides. Lineage: Eukaryota; Viridiplantae; Streptophyta; Magnoliopsida; Cucurbitales; Cucurbitaceae. The record is from RefSeq and is a predicted model, not a curated record.